AUGGGGGUGAAUAGUGAAUCUGCCAAUUCCUUAUCAAUUGAGAAUCUGAAAAACCUUCAAGAUGGUGCAAAGGAUAAUUCCGACGAAAGAAGAUACGUUGGUGAGUUUUUCAAUAGCGAAGGAAUUGUCCCUAAAAAGAUUGGAAACGCGUAG
Messenger RNA from Funneliformis mosseae, 153 nucleotides. Lineage: Eukaryota; Fungi; Glomeromycota; Glomeromycetes; Glomerales; Glomeraceae. The record is from the annotation of a GenBank genome assembly.